UAUUAUUACAACUAUUAAAACACACAGAAGCUUCAUUCUUCUCGAUCUUUCUGCAUUUGAAAGACCCUUUUCUGUUAUCAUUUGUUUUCCUGCUCAAAUGGCUUCUCCACCAGUCCUUAAGCGAUCCGAAACAAUUGCUGAAAGCAUGCCUGAUGCAUUAAGGCAGAGCCGGUAUCACAUGAGGAUAUGUUUUUCCAGGCUUGUUGCUACUGGGAGAAGGCUGAUGAAGCGCCAACAUAUAAUGGAUGAAGUUGACAAAUCUAUACAAGAUAAGAAUGAAAGGCAAAAGGUCUUGGAAGGCUUGCUUGGUUACAUCCUGAGUUCCACUCAGGAGGCAGCUGUUGUUCCACCUUUUGUGGCAUUUGCUGUAAGACCGAAUCCGGGUUUUUGGGAAUAUGUUAAAGUGAACGCUGAAGAUUUGAGUGUAGAUGGUAUCUCCAUUUCAGAAUAUUUGCAGUUCAAGGAAAUGAUCUUUGAUGAAAAAUGGGCGAACAAUGAAAAUGCGCUGGAAGUAGAUUUUGGAGCCAUGGAUUUCUCCACCCCUCGCCUAACUCUUUCUUCUUCUAUUGGGAUUGGACUGAACUACAUGUCAAAGUUCAUGUCCUCAAAGCUCCGUGGGAGUUCCGAUGCUGCAAAGCCUCUACUCGACUAUUUGUUAGCGCUCGACCAUCAAGGGGAGAAUCUCAUGAUCAAUCAAGCUCUAGAUUCAGUUUCCAAGCUUCAAGCAGCAUUGAUUGUUGCUGAAGUAGUUGUCUCUGCAUUUCCUAAAGACGCCCCAUAUCAGGAUUUCCAGCAGAGCCUGGAAAGGUUGGGCUUUGAGAAGGGAUGGGGAGACACCGCAGAAAGAGUCAAAGAGACAAUGAGGAUGCUUUCUGAAUCACUUCAAGCCCCGGAACCAGUGAAACUGGAGUUGCUCUUUAGCAGGAUUCCCAACAUGUUCAACAUUGUGAUCUUCUCUCCUCACGGCUAUUUUGGCCAGUCAGAUGUCCUCGGGUUGCCAGAUACCGGUGGCCAGGUUGUUUACAUUCUUGAUCAAGUAAGAGCAUUAGAGGAAGAACUGCUACUUAAAAUAAGGCAGCAAGGGCUUAGCGUGAAGCCUCAAAUUCUUGUGAUAACACGACUGAUACCACACGCUGGAGGGACAAAGUGCAACCAGGAGGUGGAGCCUAUUUUCGGUACAAAACACUCUCACAUUGUUAGGGUCCCCUUCAAGACAGAGAAAGGGGUUCUCCCUCAAUGGGUCUCCCGUUUCGAUGUAUACCCUUACCUAGAGAGAUUUGCUCAGGAUGCUGCUGAUAAGGUCCUUGAAUACAUGGACUGUAAACCUGAUCUCCUGAUUGGGAACUAUAGUGAUGGGAACUUGGUGGCUUCCCUAAUGGCUCAGAAACUUGGCAUAACUCUGGGAACUAUUGCUCAUGCUUUGGAGAAAACUAAGUACGAAGAUUCUGAUGCCAAAUGGAAGGAAUUAGACCCAAAGUACCACUUUUCCUGUCAAUUCACAGCAGACAUGAUUGCGAUGAAUACUGCUGAUUUUAUCAUAACCAGUACAUAUCAAGAAAUUGCAGGAAGCAAGAAUAGACCAGGACAGUAUGAAAGCCAUGUGGCGUUUACCAUGCCAGGACUUUGCCGUGUUGUGUCAGGCAUCAAUGUCUUUGACCCAAAGUUCAACAUUGCUUCCCCUGGGGCUGACCAAACUGUCUACUUCCCCUACACCGAGAAACAGAAGCGGCUAACCUCUUUUCAUCCUGCCAUUGAAGAACUACUCUAUAAGAAUGAAGAUAACAAUGAGCACAUUGGAUAUCUGGCAGACAAGAAGAAGCCAAUUAUCUUCUCCAUGGCAAGACUGGAUACAGUGAAAAACAUUACAGGGCUGACAGAGUGGUAUGGAAAGAAUGCAAAGCUAAGAAACUUGGUGAAUCUCGUUGUUGUAGCAGGAUUCUUUGAUCCAUCCAAAUCAAAUGAUAGAGAAGAAAUUGCGGAGAUCAAGAAGAUGCAUGCCUUGAUAGAGAAAUACCAGCUUAAGGGCCAGUUCAGAUGGAUAGCAGCUCAAUCUGACAGGUACCGAAACGGAGAGCUCUACCGCUGCAUUGCAGAUACAAAGGGAGCUUUUAUUCAGCCUGCGCUCUAUGAGGCCUUUGGCCUUACAGUAAUUGAGGCAAUGAACUGUGGACUACCUACCUUCGCCACCAAUCAAGGUGGCCCAGCAGAAAUUAUUGUUGAUGGGGUCUCAGGAUUCCACAUUGACCCGAACAAUGGAGAUGAGUCUAGCAACAAGAUAGCAGAUUUCUUCGAGAAGUGCAAGACAGAUGCUGAAUAUUGGAACAAGAUGUCAGCAACUGGUCUCCAACGCAUCUACGAAUGCUAUACAUGGAAGAUUUAUGCAAACAAAGUGUUGAACAUGGGAUCUGUUUACGGGUUUUGGAGGCAGAUGAACAAGGAACAGAAGCUUCUGAAGCAGAGAUAUAUUGAAGCCUUUUACAAUCUCCAAUUCAGGAAUUUGGCAAGGAAUGUUCCAAUCCCAGGAUUUGCACCACCCGUACAGACACCAUCAACUUCAAAAACUAAACCCCAAGAAUCAGCACCAGCUGCUGUAGCUGAAUCUCAGCAAUCUCUUCCAACCAAGAAAGCCAAACCGCAAGUAGAAGAGGCCCCGGUGCCAGCACCUAAAACUCAGCUAACACAAAGAAAGGCACAACCCCAGCAGCCUCAAAGCCAAAGGAAUGGCAACGAAAGUUUAGGGCAAAUGGUCAUUGCAAGACGACAAAGCAGCAGUACACAGAGAAGCUGGAGCUGGUGGUUGUCCAGGAUCGCUUCCCUUCUUAUAGUUUAUUACAUCCUGAGGAAGUUGUAUGGCUACCUCACAUGAGAAAAAAGCCAUAGCAAGUUGCAGAGAUAAACGCUGGAGUCCACAACUCAGAACGUAAAAAUGCUUGCCAUGCAUGAUUAAUAAUAAAAAUAAAUACACCAUGUUGUUUCUUUUA
Messenger RNA from Populus euphratica (Euphrates poplar), 2981 nucleotides. RefSeq names its product sucrose synthase 6-like. Gene Ontology annotation, biological process: sucrose metabolic process. The transcript has 16 exons. The record is from RefSeq and is a predicted model, not a curated record. Bases 98 to 2866 code for a protein of 922 amino acids. Gene Ontology annotation, molecular function: sucrose synthase activity. Lineage: Eukaryota; Viridiplantae; Streptophyta; Magnoliopsida; Malpighiales; Salicaceae.